UGGAGGAAACUUUGUGCUAUUGAAAUUAUUACACCAGAUACUGGAGAAUGAAAUCUAUAUUGAUCAGAUUCGGCAACUUCAAAACAGGCUAGGCUGUCCAGAUGAGUAAUCGUUCCUUGGAAAUGAGUGUCUUUGUCUUAUCUAUCUUCAGCUUGUUCGUUUUUGUCCUUGGAGAACUUGGACAAAGCCUUCCCAACUGUCCAGAAUCAAGGUGUGGGUCUGGCCCGGCCAUCCGAUUCCCUUUCCGGCUUAAAGGUCAGCAACCUAAUUACUGUGGCUAUCAUGGGUUCGAUUUGUCUUGCACAGAGAGGAACGAUACAUUACUCGAGCUGCCAAAUUUAGUGAAAUUAUAUGUCCAAGAAAUUGAUUAUGUCUAUCAAGUCAUUAACGUGUCUGACCCAGAUGAUUGCUUUCUGAGACAGGCUUUAAACAUCAAUUUUUCCGCUUCUCCUUUCAGAUUUAAGGAUGAUCUCCUCUACAAUUACACCUUAUUCAAUUGUUCUACAGCAGAGAGAAAUUUAAUCAGAAAUGCGCCUUGCCUCGGAGCUCCUGGCUAUGAAGUUUACGCCAUUCCUGGUUUCAAUCGCAUUAGUGAAUACACUCUGACAUCAUGUACCAAGAUGUACGACAUUUUAUCUAUUCCCUACAUUUAUUCAUAUGAAAUUUAUCCUGAAAUGUCGAAUGCCUCAAGAAAUAUUAUUCAAUUGACGUGGUCCAAACCAGCUUGUGGAUUGUGUGAAGCAGGCGGAGGAAGAUGUGAAUUAAAGAGUGAUGGCACUGAAUUGUGCAAGAUGAGUCAUAUUACCCCAAGAACCAGUGGUGCCUCAACCAAGUUAAUAAUUGCAGGUGCAACCCUGGGUUCAUUUCUUCUGCUAGUAGCCUUCAUUGCACUUUAUCAUCUCUACAGGGCAGACAGAAAAGAAAAGGAAAAUCAAGCAAGGAUAGAGAAAUUUUUGGAAGACUACAAAGCUCUCACACCCACAAGAUAUACGUACGCUGAUCUGAAGAGGAUAACACAUCAAUUUAAGGACAAGUUGGGCCAGGGAGCAUAUGGAACAGUGUUCAAGGGAAAGCUUUCUAGUGAGAUCCUUGUGGCUGUGAAGAUCCUCAACAGUUCGACAGGGAAUGGCGAAGAGUUCAUCAAUGAAGUUGGAACAAUGGGAAGAAUCCACCAUGUGAAUGUAGUUCGCUUGGUUGGUUUUUGUGCUGAGGGAUUCCGUAGAGCUUUGGUUUAUGAAUUCCUACCAAAUGAAUCAUUGGAGAAAUUCAUAUUUUCUAAUGAUGGUUACCACCAUUCUCUUGGUUGGGAGAAGCUACAAGAUAUUGCUCUUGGCAUAGCUAAAGGAAUUGAAUAUCUUCACCAAGGGUGUGAUCAACGAAUCCUACAUUUCGAUAUUAAACCACAUAACAUUCUACUUGAUGACAACUUCACUCCAAAAAUUUCUGAUUUUGGUCUCGCAAAAUUAUGUUCCAAGGAUCAAAGUAUUGUAUCCAUGACUACAGCUAGAGGUACAAUGGGUUAUAUUGCAUCUGAAGUGUUUUCUAGGAACUUUGGCAAUGUGUCCUAUAAAUCGGAUGUUUAUAGUUUUGGAAUGCUGUUGCUGGAAAUGGUUGGAGGAAGGAAGAACAUCGAUGUUAAUGUAGAAAACAGAACAGAAAACAGUAACCGAGUCUUCUUUCCUGAAUGGAUAUACGAUCAUUUGGAUAGAGGAGAAGAGAUGAGAAUCCGAAUUGAGGAAGAAGGUGAUGCUCAAAUAGCCAAGAAACUCACAAUUGUUGGAUUAUGGUGCAUUCAAUGGUUCCCUGUAGACCGUCCCUCCAUGACAAUUGUUGUUCAAAUGUUGGAAGGAGACGGAGAUGAUUUAGCAAUGCCUCCUAAUCCUUUCAACUCUACAGGUAUGCCUGCUGGGAGACAUUAUCACCAAGAGUUACCAGUCAUCUCUGAAGUAGAGUGACUGGCUAAAUCAAUGGUAAUUGGUGUUGAAAAUUUUCAAUUUCAUGUAUCAACUAAACAUUUGUUUCCAUAAUUACCUUUGAUUUUGAAUGCAAGUUAUUAUUUUUUUUU
Messenger RNA from Hevea brasiliensis (rubber tree), 2065 nucleotides. RefSeq names its product rust resistance kinase Lr10. The transcript has 2 exons. The record is from RefSeq and is a predicted model, not a curated record. Gene Ontology annotation, molecular function: ATP binding; protein kinase activity; polysaccharide binding. NCBI's taxonomy places the organism in Eukaryota, Viridiplantae, Streptophyta, Magnoliopsida, Malpighiales, Euphorbiaceae. The coding region runs from base 102 to 1955 and encodes 617 amino acids. Gene Ontology annotation, biological process: protein phosphorylation.